UUGCUAGUUGCUUAUUUAUUUCUUUUGCUGUUUGCUAUUUGCUUAUUUAUUUCGAUUGUUAUUAUUUUUUUGCUGUUUGCUUAUUUAUAUCGUUUGUCAUUUGUUUAUUUGCUAUUUGCUUAUUUGCUUUUGAUAUUUUCAGGCCCAGGAAGCCCCACGAUAAGUUUGCCUUAGGGCUGCUAUAAAUCAGAAAUGACUUGAAGGCACACAACAACAAAAUGGCAUGGAAUGGCGUCACAGAUCUACUCUGGAUCCAACCAUUUAUGUCAUGAAAAGGUCACAGUUGCGAUGGAGCCAAUUCAGGUCCCUGUGACUUUUGAAGACGUGGCUGUGUAUUUCUCUGCAGAGGAAUGGGUUCUCUUGGAUCCUGGCCAGAGAGCUCUCUACCAAGAAGUCAUGGUGACAAAUUAUGGGAUGUUUGCCUCUCUGGAUCAACCAUUGCUUCCAGGAAAACCUGUGGCUGCAGAAACAUGUUCAAGAGUGGGUAACUCUUUUGUUUCCAUCACCCUCUCAGGCAAAUCUGGUGGAACUACCAGAGAGGGGCUUCUCAGUGACUGCUCCUGGACUCAGACUGGCUCCUUUCUUGAUGUCCUUUCAUUAGUUGUCCAAGAGGUGCAGUCAGGAGUAGAUACAGAGGAACAGGCCCCAAGAGCAGCUCACAAAUCCUGGCAGAGAAUGGAGAGAGAAAGAAGAGAUGCUCUUAUUGUCCCACUUCGGGCUGACAAAGAGGUUCUGACUGAAAGAGCUCAGGCACAGGCUGAAUCCAACCCAGCUGGUGACUUACAUCAGGAGCAGGAAGAACAUUUUCUGGACUUCCUGAUGACAACAGCAUCUUUUCACUCAAGAUGGAUGCCCUCUCUGCCUUUGUUGGAGUUGAUUGGGAGGGAAUUCCAGGACAAGUUGAAAGAGGUGGGGAUGUCUUUGAUAGAUGUUAAAUCCCCUAUGUUGGAGCAGGAGCCUUCAGACAAAGUGAAGGUGGAGCAUUUGAUGGAGGUCGUGCAGAAAGACAAUGUCCUGGGAAAUGGUGUCCGGGAGCUGGAGUUCAAGGAGAACUUUUGGCCAGAAGUAACUGAGCAAACAAUUCUGAGUGGAAUAUCACUGGAAGGUCUCCCUGCAAGCACUGGCCUUGUUGAGAAUCAGAAAAUACGAGUAGACGUGAUAAAAACAUAUUCAUGUUCAUAUUGUGGGAAAUGUUUUGAUGAGAGUUCGGACUUGGUUACUCAUGAGAGGGACCACAUCAGAGAGAAGAUCUAUCAGUGCUCGCACUGCAAGAAACGGUUCUCUUGCCACCCUGACCUCCUGACACACAAGAAGAACCACCAGGGUGAGGAUCCUCACCAGUGUGCUUUGGACUGCAUCAAAUGCUUCAAGCAGAAUACUUUCCCUGCAGUGCACCCAAAGACUCCUUCGGGAGAACAAGCAUGCCAGUGCCCUGUUUGUGGAGUAAACUUCACUUGGAAAUCGAACCUUAUUAGACACCGGAGAACUCACACAGGAGAGAAACCCUAUCAAUGUUCUGAGUGUGGCAGAAGCUAUACCCGCAAAACAGCUCUUGACAGGCACAAGAGAAUCCACAUAGGAGAAAGACCCUGUGUUGGUGAUUCUCCAAGCAUGGGGCAAUCUUCAAUAUGGGUUCUUCACUUAUGAAUCACCAGGGGUGAAACAGACCCUGUUUCUGGGGUAGUGCCCAUCUUAUUGGUGUUUGUGUGCUAUGGGAAUGCCAUCGCCUAAAGAUUGUGUUAAAAAAAAAUCUAAGUCCUGUUCUGUGGCAUGGUCUCAUUAAUCUGAGAUAAAUACUGGCAACGGUACAACACAGGUAGACAGACCAGGAACAGGAAAUCUGGGAGCAAAGCUAGAGAACAGGGUUGAGGUAGAAAGAGCGGCUUAGGGAGCUUGUUACGUGUAGCUUGGGGAAGAGAAGGCUAAGGAGUGAUAUGAUAGCCAUGUUUAAGGGAUUUGCAGGGAUGUCAUAUUGAGGAUGGAGCAAGCUUGUUUUCUGCUG
This is a messenger RNA of Sceloporus undulatus (fence lizard), 2002 nucleotides long. RefSeq names its product zinc finger protein 354C-like. Gene Ontology annotation, biological process: regulation of DNA-templated transcription. The record is from RefSeq and is a predicted model, not a curated record. NCBI's taxonomy places the organism in Eukaryota, Metazoa, Chordata, Lepidosauria, Squamata, Phrynosomatidae. The transcript has 7 exons. Bases 229 to 1647 code for a protein of 472 amino acids.